CAAUAUCGAUCUUGUAAGUGUCUGCCUUGCAGAAUCAGAGUCUUGUUACUACAUAUAUAUUGGUGUUCUUUCUUCAUAUUCCGUGGUGACUGAAUAAUGUAUGCAGUGAGGAUGAGAUUAGUCCCGGUUCUGUCGGCGUUAGCCAUGGUGUCGUUGGGCUUCGUCCUCGGCUUCUCUUUCCCGGCAUCGAUGACGCCCAAUCUUCAGUGUGGCGUACUGCCUUGGAGCGGCAGCACCAACUCCAGCUCCAGUGAGAGCUUCCUCGGGAGACUCUGGGCACCAUUACUCAGGAACAGCAGUAGCACCUCAAAUGCCACCUCAGGGAUUGUUAAUGUUGCAAGGAGACCAGAAGGCGCAGGGAGGUUACCGCCGGGCAUCGUGGUUUCGGAGUCCGACCUUCACCUGCGCCGGCUGUGGGGAUCCCCGACUCAGGACGCGCCGGUUCGGAAGUACCUCCUCACAAUGGCGGUAGGGCACAAGGAGAGGGCCAAUGUCAAUGCAACCGUUCACAAGUUCUCGGACAAGUUCGACGUGGUGCUGUUCCACUACGACGGCCACACGACGGAGUGGGACGACGACUUCCACUGGUCCAAGGAGGCCGUCCACGUCAGCGCCAGGAAGCAGACCAAAUGGUGGUUCGCCAAGAGGUUCCUCCACCCGAGCGUCGUGGCGCCGUACGCCUACGUGUUCCUGUGGGACGAGGACCUCGGCGUCGAGAACUUCAACGCCGAAGCGUACAUUGACAUCGUGAAGAAGCACGGGCUGGAGAUCUCGCAGCCGGGGCUGGACUCGACCAAGGGGAAGUCGGCGUACAAGGUCUCCGUCAAGAGAAACUCCGGCGAGAUGCACAAGACGGAUGCAGGGGGGAAGUGGUGCCCCGACGUACACAAGCGGCCGUGCAGCGGGUUCGUGGAGGUGAUGGCGCCGGUCUUCUCCAGGGAUGCUUGGAGAUGCGUGUGGCAUAUGAUCCAGAAUGAUCUGGUUCAUGGAUGGGGUCUCGACUACAACUUCUGGAGAUGUGUCGAUGACCCUGAAGAGCAAUUUGGCAUCGUGGAUGCACAAUAUGUUGUCCAUCAUGGAGUCCCCACACUCAAAGAUCAGGGUAACGGAGAAAAGCAAGGAAGCAGGGCUAAGAUUAAAGACCGGCAAUACGAGGAGUGGCACGCCUUUGACUCAAGACUUGACAAUGCCGACAAGGAGCUGGCCAACUCUACUGCUAGAUCAUCAUCCCAACCCUAAAUUAAUUUUCGUAUUUACUUAGUUACAAAAGCAAUACUGCACAAUCAGAUAAUAUGGUUGACUAAACACUGAGAAAACACCACUGGUUUUGUUAAUGAACUACUUUUUUGUCCAACGGACCAAGAUGGGGUUGAGAUGAGGCCAUUUUAUUUACUUUUUCAUUUUCCAUUAUUGGAUUCAUUGUUGUACAUUUGCUUUUUAAUUUAUUGGCAUGAAGCGUUUACUUGCAACACUUUGUUUUAUUAUUCCCGAAAAAAACACUUUGUAUUAUUCACACUGAUAAGUGAUACUUUUUGUUAACUGGAAGAGAGCGACGUCGCGCGAAACUCACGUAUGACUCAAGAGGCCUCCACGUGGACACAAAGUGAGGUUAUCAGCAAUUUUUAAUAAAUUGUGAAAGUCAGGACUUGAACCCAAGACCUUAGCUCUGAUACCAUCAUGCACUAGUCAACGCAACCAAAAGUCUGAACUGAUGAAAAAAGCUAGUAGUGCAAUUCACAUAUACUGUAACACUGUUCCACUACCAUGGCCACACGAUGGAGUGGGACGAGGAGUUCCAGUGGUCCAAGGAGGCCGUCCACUUCAGCGCCAGGAAGCAGACCAAAUGGUGAGAGCCCCGUGCCUGUCCGUCCUUCUGUCUCCGACGUUUUCUUUCUUCAGUCUGUAGUCCCAGCAAUCUUUAGACAUUUCUGACCUGCAAUGUGUGAAUGAUGAUUGACGAAGGUGGUUCGCCAAGAGGU
This is a messenger RNA of Aegilops tauschii subsp. strangulata, 1979 nucleotides long. RefSeq lists its product as uncharacterized. Lineage: Eukaryota; Viridiplantae; Streptophyta; Magnoliopsida; Poales; Poaceae. The record is from RefSeq and is a predicted model, not a curated record.